AUGAUACGUGUCCUGCGGGAGCGGGCGGCCAGGGCCGUCCGUGCGCUGCGGCUCGCGGGCUGCGCCUCCCGAGGCCUUCACCCGCCGCCCGGUGGCCGGGCUCGGCCCGCGUCCCAGAGGGAGGAGGACGACGACCCCGACCUCCCCGUGCAGUUUUCCUGCAGCAAGGCCAAUCCGACCCGCUGGACGGUGGGGCAUUCCGUGGGAAAGGAGUGCCGGCGGCCCUGGUGGAAAGUGGCGUCUCUCAGCGUCUCCCUCACGGCCCUGGUCAUCUGGUGCUACCUGAGGCAGGGGAGCGACGCCGACCGGUGGUUGAGACGCGUGUUGGAAGAGGAGGUGACAGAGCCCGGUGAUGGUUCACAGGAGCCCGAAACCCCGGCUUCCUACGGGGCUAGAACUUAACGGGGUGCCCGCUGGGG
This is a messenger RNA of Galeopterus variegatus (Sunda flying lemur), 419 nucleotides long. RefSeq names its product chromosome unknown open reading frame, human C16orf91. The transcript is spliced from 2 exons. Bases 1 to 402 code for a protein of 133 amino acids. Lineage: Eukaryota; Metazoa; Chordata; Mammalia; Dermoptera; Cynocephalidae. The record is from RefSeq and is a predicted model, not a curated record.